AUGUCUCCUGCAACACAAAUAGCAACGGCGAACCUCUUUUCCCCAAUCAAAAUCGGUAAUAUGCUGCUCAACCAUCGAGUGAUAAUGGCGCCUCUGACCAGACUCCGUACAACCAAGACUUCUGCUGUAUUGAAAGUCGUCAAGGAGUAUUACUCCCAACGCGCUAGUACACCUGGGACGUUCUUGAUAUCAGAGGGAACGGUGAUCUCACCUCGAGCAACUGGGUUUCAACCUUGUGCUCCAGGCAUUUGGUCUGACGAGCAGAUUACUGCGUGGAAAGAAGUACUGGAUGCGGUACAUGCUAAAGGGAGUUAUAUAUAUCUCCAGAUCGCAGCAUCGGGACGGAUAGCACAAUCAUCUGUUCUUCAGUCUUACGAUCCGACGUACGACGUCGUUAGUGCUGGAGACGAGACCGCUCUUGAUCUAGAACCGCCACCACCUUCGAAUCUUCCCACGCUUUUGGGAGGAAGCUGA
This is a messenger RNA of Lentinula edodes (shiitake mushroom), 474 nucleotides long. RefSeq names its product NADH oxidase family-domain-containing protein. Gene Ontology annotation, molecular function: FMN binding; NADPH dehydrogenase activity. The record is from RefSeq and is a predicted model, not a curated record. Bases 1 to 474 code for a protein of 157 amino acids. The transcript is spliced from 2 exons. Lineage: Eukaryota; Fungi; Basidiomycota; Agaricomycetes; Agaricales; Omphalotaceae.